This is a messenger RNA of Anoplophora glabripennis (Asian longhorned beetle), 826 nucleotides long. It is a transcript of the gene Vps28, whose product is annotated as vacuolar protein sorting-associated protein 28 homolog. The record is from RefSeq and is a predicted model, not a curated record. Lineage: Eukaryota; Metazoa; Arthropoda; Insecta; Coleoptera; Cerambycidae. Bases 109 to 753 code for a protein of 214 amino acids. Gene Ontology annotation, biological process: protein transport to vacuole involved in ubiquitin-dependent protein catabolic process via the multivesicular body sorting pathway. The transcript has 4 exons. Gene Ontology annotation, cellular component: ESCRT I complex. Gene Ontology annotation, molecular function: protein-containing complex binding.
GAUGUCAUAGAAUGUUUGUAUGUGUAUAAUUAUAUUUUGCUGUGUAUAAUUUUUUUGAUAAAGUUGUAAUUUAACUAUUUGAAUCGUAUAAAUUUAUUUUGUAUUAAAAUGUCUGUAAGCCAAGACAAUCGUCCUGAAUUGUACGAAGAAGUAAAGCUUUAUCAUAAUGCUCGAGAGCGUGAAAAGUAUGAUAACCUGGCAGAUUUAUAUGCUGUUAUAAAUACAUUACAACAAUUAGAGAAAGCAUAUAUCAGAGAUUGUGUUACCCCCAAGGAAUACACUGGGGCUUGCAGCAAGUUAUUAGUUCAAUAUAAGGCAGCUUUUCGACAAGUUAACAGUGAUGAGUACCCAACAGUAGAUGCAUUUGUUCGCAAGUAUAGGCUUGACUGUCCAGCUGCUUUAGAACGAAUAAAAGAAGAUCGUCCGAUUACAAUUAAAGAUGAUAAAGGUAAUACCAGCAAAUGUAUUGCUGACAUCGUUUCUUUAUUUAUUACCAUUAUGGAUAAAUUACGAUUGGAUAUUAGAGCCAUGGAUGAUUUGCAUCCAGAAUUGAGAGACUUGGUUGAUACUAUGAAUAGGCUUAGUAUUUUACCUUCUGAUUUUGAAGGAAAACAAAAAGUGGCAGAAUGGUUAGCUACUUUAAAUUCCAUGCAAGCAUCGGAUGAACUGUCUGAAUCACAAGUAAGACAGUUGCUGUUUGAUCUUGAGAGUGCUUAUGCUUCAUUUAAUAAAGUUUUGCACAAUGCAGCAUAGAUAAUAACUAUUCAACAUAAAAUGAUAGAAUAUUUUAUAAUCAUAUAAUCAAAAUAAAAAAAUUUUAAAUUUA